AUGGAGAGAGAAGCAGAUGAAUAUCACGUUCGUAGGGGAUACCUCAUCGAUUUUGACCAUGCUCUGGAUUUAGCGCGAGUGCAGUCUCCGGGUCGUUCGACCUUGCAGUUUUUUGCGGCUGCCUUGCUCUUGGACCCGAAUGACGAAGACAAUGAAGUUUUCCAGUCAGAAAAGGAUGACAGAGAGUCCCUUUUCUACUCCAUUGUCUAUCUAGGACUACUCCAUGCUCAGCACUCGCUUAGUGAUGAUCCCGUUGCUUUGGAGGCGAAACUCAACUUCAACUUCGAGAGUACACUGUUUGAAGCGAAGGCAGGAUCACUUUUAUAUCGGGCAUACUCGAAAAUCCGUUGGGUAAACUGUGGCUUGCAAAAAUUCGUCGAGGUGCUGGAACCGGUCUUCAGGUCACGAUAUCUGGAAACCGAUACCCGCCGGCCCAUGGAUCAAGCUAACAUCGUCAAUCUGGAUACGCGUAGCUGGAUGGAUACGACAAUUCGGGAUAUCGUUCAGACAAUGGCUCCUCCCGAAAGGGAGUUUAUCAACAACGACCAUUAUCCUCCAGCUACAACACCUGCGAUGAAGAGGGCACUGUAUACAUAUGAGAACCAGGAUACAGAAAAUCGCCUGGGGUUUGACGGGCAUCUUGACAAGCUGGCAGAAGAAAGAUGA
Molecule: messenger RNA, 666 nt
Organism: Marasmius oreades (fairy-ring Marasmius)
Lineage: Eukaryota; Fungi; Basidiomycota; Agaricomycetes; Agaricales; Marasmiaceae
Exons: 2
Coding region: 1-666 (221 amino acids)
Source: RefSeq, a predicted model, not a curated record